Messenger RNA from Populus nigra (black poplar), 1194 nucleotides. Its product is annotated as acetyl-CoA-benzylalcohol acetyltransferase-like. The transcript has 2 exons. The record is from RefSeq and is a predicted model, not a curated record. Lineage: Eukaryota; Viridiplantae; Streptophyta; Magnoliopsida; Malpighiales; Salicaceae. The coding region runs from base 1 to 1194 and encodes 397 amino acids.
AUGGAGGUUCAAAUCACGUCAAGAAAGCUCAUCAAGCCAUCAGUUCAAACGCCUCCUCACCUUCAAAUUCUGAAACUUUCGAUUCUUGAUCAGUAUUCAUAUUAUGUACCCAAUAUUUUCUACUACACCAAUGCCAACCAUGAAAUAGAGAACAUCAACGCACAGAAGCUAGUUGAGCAGCUAGAGAAAUCAUUGUUAGAAGUCUUAACGCUCUUUUACCAAGAGCCCAAACCAUAUGAGCUGCUUCGUCGUUUGGUUCCUUCUUUAGCAGAAUCUGCCACUAGUCCUUUAUUAGCUGUUCAAGUUAACAUUUGCAAGUGUGGAGGGCUAGCAAUCGGUGUGCUCAAUUCGCACAGGAUAGCUGGUACAUGGACCAUGUCAAGAUUUAUCAAUGCAUGGGCUACAACUCAUUUUCAUGAUCACGGGAUUAGUAAAGUUACUCCUCCAACCUUCGUUUCACCAUUUAUCUUACCGGAUUCCACCAGGCUCAGGUUUCCAGUACCUCCACCACCUCGCAUGGCUAGUAAGAAAAUUGUCACGAAAAUAUUUCGGUUUGACAGGGAAGCAAUAGAGAAACUGAAAUCUAAAGUAAUUAGCGGUGCUGAUUCUGGAGUCAAGCAUCACCCUUCGCGUGUGGAGGUGGUCUCAGCACUGAUAUGGAAAGCUCUCAUUAGUGUGGCAAAAGAGAAGCAUGGAUACCUCAGGUCUUCUUCAAUGAGUCUGCCUUUCAAUUUGAGAGGAAAAGUUGGUGUCCCGCUAGAUAAUCAAUGUGGAAACCUUUGCAGGCCUAUCAUUGCUCGGUUCGAUGCUAAAAAUCAGAGCAAACUCGUGUUGAGUGAGCUUGUGAGUUUGAUAGGAGAUGCUAAGAGAAGAGCCAGUUCGGAAUGCGUAAAGGCCGUAAACAUUCCUGAAAUGUUUUCAAUGGUGACUAAUUCUUUUGCAGAGAUGUUUGAAGAAUUGAACAAAAGCGAGGUAGAUAUAUUCAGCUUCACAAGCUGGUGUAGGAUGGGCUUGUAUGAAGUUGACUUUGGCUGGGGAAAGCCUGCAUGGGUGAGUGUUGUGCCUCCAAAUAUAGAAUUAACUAUUCUGAAUGAUACUAAAUCUGGUGAUGGAAUUGAAGCUUGGUUGAACUUACAUGAAAAGGACAUGAUUCAGCUCCAACAAGAUCCAGAUAUCAUGGCCUUCACUUCUUAG